Molecule: messenger RNA, 1592 nt
Organism: Bombyx mandarina (wild silkworm)
Lineage: Eukaryota; Metazoa; Arthropoda; Insecta; Lepidoptera; Bombycidae
Source: RefSeq, a predicted model, not a curated record
AAGUAGGUAGUAUAGUACCGUACCUACCGUAGUCAUUUAAUUGUUUAUGAAGCUUAUGAAGCUAGUUGGACGUCUUUGUUUUUGAUUUCGAUAUAAUGCUAUUUAACAGUGGCCCUAACGAUCUAUCUGAAACUAUGAUUUCUUCACCACUUUCACUUAAAUCGAGUGAAUCCUGGAGGAUUUCUUGAAGAAACCAUUAGACAUUAAUUUAUUUUAAGAUUAAAAUAAUUAAAAACGAAUAUUGUAUCUUUUCAAUAAUUAUGUAUUUUGUUGCCUUCUGAAUUAUGUCAUCAAUUUAUAUUUUUACUUGAGGCAAUCUUAUCAUUUCUGCUCAAGAUAAUAAUACCAUUUAGUAUUGAAUUGUCUAGUAGUUUGCUUGUUAUACUUGUUAAAUUAAAUAUAUAUUGUCUUAUUCAUUUUCAUUAAAUUGCUAUUUGAAUUAAGUUAUAAAUAUGGCUUCUAGUGACCCUGAAAUUAAAGAUGGAUUUACACUUCCUGUAUGGAUGAAGACAAAACCAACAAAAGAAUUUGAACCGUUCGCCGGAUCGCCGCCCCCACCGGAAGAUUCAUUCUUCUACAUACGCUACCCUAAAUCGGAUAUAUUAUUUGGUAAACCCACGAAUAGUCAAGACGCGCUUGUGAACGAAACGAAGGAAGUGACCGCUGCCUCGGCAUUCAACGUCGUCAAGGAGAAAGACUGGUCGAAACACACCAAGCCGUGCCAAGAUGUGCUCCACGGCAUCGCGCCAAUCAACACCGCAGUGAACUCUGUUACGAAACCGAAGCCAGCCGGUACGGAUGACGGCUUCAAAGGCGAAGGAGCGGCGUGUGGUACUUCUGUAGUGAAGGUCGCACAUCAGAUGAUAUCUUCUCGGUCUCCGCGCGGGUUCACGGUGGCGUCGCCGUCAGAGGACGCCACCGCUCCGGACCCCCAGCACUACAAUCUGAUGGCGCGUCGAGGUAGCAAGAGUCUCCCCGCCACGCCGGCACACUCGCCCCAUUCCAGUCCCACCACCAGGAGGAAGAAGAAUGGCAACCGUUACUUCACAUCGCCAUUCGAGCCAACAGAAGACCCGUCUAACCGAUCGUGGUUAUCGAUAGCUCUGCUUGGCUUCAAGAAGGAGCUUGCUACUUCAACUUCCACGUUAGCUGAAGAAGACUUGUUGGAACUGAGAUCACAAGCGGGCAGCUUGGCGGAGUCAGUGGAGAGCCUCGGUCCGGCUCCGAAGAACAAAGCACCCGAGAAUCCCCACCAGCAGCACGCGUCUCCAACGAAAACAAAACCGAAUCAUUCCUUCCUCCCGAAACCGUCUGAAUUGCGCGAAAUGAACUUCUGGUCGCCAACGUCAAUGUGAAAUCGUACCAAAGAGAUACGCGUUGUGUUUGUUCCAAAUAUUCACCCGUGUAACUCUUAGUUGUACUGAACGUACUUACAGUAUACGGAUUUCGGUCGCGAGGCAAUAGUGCAAAGGGUAGUGCAGUUGUUCUAAUUUGAUUGAGGCUUGGACCACAUGCCUCAUUAGACGAUGGCAUUCAAGUUCUAUUGUUUAGAAGUGCAGUUUGGCCGUAAACUCAUUUGCCUGUUAAUACAA